CAGCGGCAAAGCUGCAGGUCCACUGCUCCCUGCAGCAGCAGCUGCUGCUCCCACCCUGCCCCGAAAUUCCGAGAUGAUUCCAGCCCUGCUUGUGUUCUUCCUCCUCUCCUGUCCCCUCUCCCUGUGUCAGCAGAGAAGGAUAGAUCCCAGCCGGCCCCUCCACAGUGCCGCCACCCGCAAAGAUGCCGCCUUCAGCAGGAAUCCAGGGAAUGCCUUGGGAACAGGGGGAGAAGUCGGGCCGGAAAUGCUGCAAGAAAUGAGGGAAACCAACCGGGUGCUGCUGGAAGUUCGGGAUUUGUUGAAGCAGCAGAUCAAGGAGAUCACAUUCCUGAAGAACACGGUGAUGGAGUGCGACGCCUGCGGGAUGCGGCCGGAGGUGACAGGUCCCGUCAUCACCAUGACCCAGUUCGGCCGCUGCGUGCCCAACCCCUGCUUCCCGGGCGUGCCGUGCACCGAGAGCGCCGGCGGCUUCCGCUGCGGGCCCUGCCCCGCCGGCUACUCCGGGAACGGCACCCACUGCACCGACAUCAACGAGUGCAAUGCCAACCCCUGCUUCCCCAAAGUCCAGUGCAUCAACACCAACCCCGGCUUCCGCUGCGACCCCUGCCCGCCCGGCUUCACCGGGCAGCUGCUGGAAGGGGUGGGAAUGGCCUUUGCCAGGGCAAACAAACAGGUGUGCACCGACAUCAACGAGUGUGAGACCGGGGCUGCCAGGAAUUGUGUCCCGAACUCCAUCUGCAUCAACACCCGGGGAUCCUACAAAUGCGGGGCCUGCAAGCCGGGCUUCGUGGGGGAUCAGAUCAGCGGCUGCCGGAGCCAGGCGGCGCCGGGGACGCGGCGCUGCCCCAACGGCGAGAUCAGCCCGUGCCACGAGAAAGCCGAGUGCAUCGUGGAGAGGGACGGCUCCUUGUCCUGCCAGUGCCUCGUGGGGUGGGCAGGGAACGGGUACGUGUGCGGGAAGGACACGGACAUCGACGGAGUCCCCGACGAGAAACAGCGCUGCUCCGACAAGAAAUGCCGCAAGGACAACUGCGUGACUGUCCCCAACUCCGGCCAGGAGGACGCGGACAGGGACGGGAUCGGGGACGCCUGCGACGAUGACGCCGACGGGGACGGGAUCCCGAACGCCGAGGACAACUGCGUGUACACGAGGAACACGGACCAGCGCAACGCCGACAAGGACAACUUCGGGGACGCGUGUGACAACUGCCGGCAGGUGAAGAACAACGACCAGAGGGACAUCGACGGCGACGGCAAGGGCGACGAGUGUGACGACGACAUGGACGGGGACGGGAUCAAAAACCCCAUGGACAACUGCAGGAGAGUGCCCAACCCUGACCAGAGGGACGGGGACGGGGACGGCGUUGGGGACGCCUGUGACAGCUGCCCCACCCUCAGCAACCCCGACCAGAAAGACACCGACCACGAUCUGGUGGGAGAUGUCUGUGACACCAACCAGGACAGCGAUGGCGACGGGCACCAGGAUUCCCGGGAUAACUGCCCCACAGUGCCCAACAGCUCCCAGGUGGACACGGACAACGACGGGCUGGGGGACGAGUGUGACGAGGACGACGACGACGACGGCAUCCCCGACUUCAGACCCCCCGGCCCCGACAACUGCAGGCUGGUGCCCAACCCCGGCCAGGAGGACUCUGAUGGGGACGGCGUGGGGAACGUGUGCGAGGACGACUUCGACAGGGACAUGGUGAUCGACAGGAUCGACGUCUGCCCCGAGAACGCUGAGGUGACGCUCACCGACUUCAGGGCCUUCCAGACCGUGGUGCUGGACCCUGAGGGGGAUGCCCAGAUCGACCCCAACUGGAUCGUCCUCAACCAGGGCAUGGAGAUCGUCCAGACCAUGAACAGUGAUCCUGGCCUGGCUGUAGGGUACACGGCCUUUAACGGGGUGGACUUCGAGGGCACCUUCCACGUCAACACGGCCACGGACGACGACUACGCCGGCUUCAUCUUCGGCUACCAGGACAGCUCCAGCUUCUACGUGGUGAUGUGGAAGCAGAUGGAGCAGACGUACUGGCAGGCAAACCCCUUCCGGGCCGUGGCGGAGCCUGGCAUCCAGCUGAAGGCAGUGAAAUCCAAAACGGGCCCCGGGGAGUACCUGAGGAAUUCCCUCUGGCACACGGGAGACACCACGGACCAGGUGAAGCUGCUCUGGAAAGAUCCCCGGAAUUCCGGCUGGAAGGACAAGACCUCGUACCGCUGGUUCCUGCAGCACCGGCCCCAGGUCGGCUACAUCAGGUAA
Hirundo rustica (Barn swallow) is the source of this 2260-nucleotide messenger RNA. It is a transcript of the gene COMP, whose product is annotated as cartilage oligomeric matrix protein. The coding region runs from base 74 to 2260 and encodes 728 amino acids. Gene Ontology annotation, cellular component: extracellular region. Gene Ontology annotation, molecular function: calcium ion binding. The record is from RefSeq and is a predicted model, not a curated record. Gene Ontology annotation, biological process: cell adhesion. The transcript is spliced from 19 exons. Lineage: Eukaryota; Metazoa; Chordata; Aves; Passeriformes; Hirundinidae.